Molecule: messenger RNA, 984 nt
Organism: Cornus florida
Lineage: Eukaryota; Viridiplantae; Streptophyta; Magnoliopsida; Cornales; Cornaceae
Exons: 4
Coding region: 181-720 (179 amino acids)
Source: RefSeq, a predicted model, not a curated record
CCGGUUUCACGUGGCCCCUAGUUUUCAAUUUCCUAUCCGGGAAAGUUCAAAAAAAAAAUUCUAAUUGCGUGUGUUUGAUAUAUAGGUAUAUAUAUAUUUAUAGGUAAACAUAGCCGACCUAACCCAUAUAUUGUAUAGCAGCAGCAGCUGAGAAUCGUAAUCUCAUUCAUAUUCAACAAGAUGGUGGGACAGUACUCGACGGCGACGAAACCCAGCCGGAGCGACGAGGUCUUGGACGCCGAUCAACAGCUCCGGAUCGCCAAUCAGGUCCGAGCCCAGUUCGAAUCCAUGGCCCCAAAGCGACCCAACAAGCCCAACCGUAGCGAAUCCGAUUCCCCGCCACAACCAAACCCUCUUUUGGACGAAAACGUUUGUGUUCCUGAGUUGGAUAAAUUCCGAUCUCUUCAAUCUCAAUCCCAUGGAUUGUUUUCAGGUGCUAAUAGUGUGGCCCAAGACGAGUUUGUGGAGACCCAAUACUACAAACAGUUGGUUUCUAUUGACAAACAACACCAUACGACAGGGAGUGGGUUUAUAAAGGUGGUGAGUGAAGGGAGUGAAGAUGGGAUUGAUAUAGAGCUGCCAAAAGGCUAUGAAAAUGGAGGACAAAGACAACAGAUGGUGUUCAGAACCAACCCUGCAAGAAACGAUUGGAUUCCAAGUGUUGAAGAUAAUCAGGCUGUUUAUGCGUCUUCGAAGCCUAAUCGGAGCGAGAGUUGUUAGAUGGCUAGAGAUAUUUGUUUGUAUUUUAAAACAUUUUGAUUGUAUUAUUAAAGGUAAGAUUGGAUUUGAAUGAGUUUGAUGGAAUAUUAAAAAACUAUUAGCUUUGUAAACUCUUUUUAAUGUUAUCCAUUUCCGUUCAGCUCUAGCUUUUUUAUUUUUUUGAUACCAAAAUUUUAUAAAAUAUAAUAUGUUUCAUUAUUACUCUGUAUAAAAUAAGAAUAUAAUUGAUUUUUUUUAUUUUUAUUCAAAGUCAUUUUCCAUCUG